Messenger RNA from Rhodamnia argentea, 1426 nucleotides. RefSeq names its product ultraviolet-B receptor UVR8. The transcript has 8 exons. The record is from RefSeq and is a predicted model, not a curated record. Bases 163 to 1392 code for a protein of 409 amino acids. Lineage: Eukaryota; Viridiplantae; Streptophyta; Magnoliopsida; Myrtales; Myrtaceae.
UUAGUUAAGAAUUAAAUAAUGGACACUUCUAGUCGGGUCUGGGCCAGGAAUCUUAAGCGAGGACGUCUUUAUUGCUCGUGAAUGGGCCAGCACUCAGUAGCGCCUCUCUGUCGCAAUUGAAGCUCUGUACAAUCGCGCCAACCAUUGAAGAAGAAGAAGAAGAUGAUGACGAUGGAGGAAGCAACGAAGGCAUCAUCACCGUCGUCUUCAGCAGCAGCAGGAGGAGGAGGAGAAGAAGAGGAAGUGUGGAGUUGGGGGGCAGGCACGGACGGUCAGCUUGGGACGGGCAGGCUCGGCGACGAACACCUCCCUCGCCUCCUCUCUCUGUCUCUCCCCUCCUCCAUCUCACUCCUCGCCUGCGGCGGCGCCCAUGCCAUCGCCUUGUCCUCCGGUGGGAGAGCGUUCAGCUGGGGAAGGGGAAUCUCCGGGCAGCUGGGGCACGGUGAGGUCGCGAGCAAUUGCUUGACGCCGAAGGCCGUGACGUCCUUGGAGGGUUACUUCAUCACUGGUGUUUCUGCUGGUUGGAGCCACUCUGGCUUCGUCUCAGAUGCCGGAUGCCUGUUCACUUGUGGAGAUGGCUCGUUUGGUCAGCUUGGUCACGGAAACCACGAGUCGUGUUCCUCUCCCGCCGAGGUCUCAUACUUUUCGUCUAAGCACGUUGACCAGAUAGCCUGCGGCUUGCGUCAUUCGCUUGUCUUGUUGAAAGGCGAUCACAAAAAUGGAGUUUAUGGAUUUGGGUCGUGUAAACGUGGUCAGCUUGGUCCUACCAGUAAUAGAACAAGAUCAACCGGCCUACCUCAGGCUAUCCAAGGACUGGAGAACAUUGAGAUCGCUAGUGUAGUCGCUAGUGGUGAUCAUAGCGCAGCAUUAUCCUCUGGUGGAAGAGUAUACACUUGGGGAAGAGGGUUCCCUGGCUUUUCUGAUGCUCAUUCUCCGGUGGAGUUGCCUUCUUCAUUGCAGAUCAAGCAGAUCGCACUUGGAUGGAAUCACGCAUUGGUGUUAACGGAUGGUGGUGAAGCUUUUAUUCUUGGAGGCAACCGCCAUGGUGUUCUGGGCAAUCUAGAGAAGCUGGGCUUGGCCAAUAAUACACCCGAUGUAUCAACAUUGGUUCUAGAGAGAGUUCCUGGUCUUGAUGGGAUAAAGGUGAUGCAGAUUGCUGCGGGAGCUGAACACUCAGCUCUAGUGACAGAGGAUCUGGUAGUGAUGACAUGGGGAUGGGGUGAGCAUGGCCAGCUUGGCUUGGGAAGUGCUUGCGAUUGGAUUGAACCUCAAGAAGUGAGUCUAGGUCACACACUUUCAGGUCAUUGGGCAAAAUGCAGUAUCUACUGUGGAAGUGGCUUUACCUUUGUGAUGAGGAGUCGCACAUCGAGUGGUCUUCAUCAAGAUGAUUAGUCAAUCUCUUGGCUAUUAAGGCACCCGUUUCAUC